This is a messenger RNA of Schistosoma mattheei, 3801 nucleotides long. NCBI's taxonomy places the organism in Eukaryota, Metazoa, Platyhelminthes, Trematoda, Strigeidida, Schistosomatidae. The record is from the annotation of a GenBank genome assembly.
GUUAAAUUGUUCAGCCGGGGAGUUUGAAACCCUCCGUAAUCAGCUGACUAUGUCCGGCGACAACAAGAACCAAAAUGAGGUGGAGGUUAUGGAGUACACAACUGUUAAAGCUAGCUAUGAGUCACUAAACAAGCGGUACAGACGCAAUCACCGAGACAUGGAGAAAGGCAUAGCUGCUUUAAAUAAGUCACUUGACGAGUUGGAAAACGCAACAGAUAUCACAAAAGCUACAGCAGCACUUAGCAGAGUUCUAGAAACCGUUUGUGGCGUGAAACGCAAAGCUGAAUUUGUAUGUAUUGAAGAAAGGAAGCUUUUGAAAUCAUGUAAACGCAGAAUAGGACACCUUAGUCAACUGUGUUUGCUUGAUAGUGGGAUGUUUACCCGGGCCUCAGAUGAGCUACAUUUCAACGCUAGUAGUAAUCAAAAGUCUGAAGAAUCAAUUUCUAAAGUUAAUAGUAGUGAAUCAGACACUACACUUAAACGCCGCUCUACUUAUUCUGUUGAUGAACGCGCACUUUGUCUAGCAAGAUUCCAAAGACACUUAACAGAUUAUCUUUUUACAAGUGGUCAACCUUUAUCGGCUUUGAAAUUCGCUCAGGAGAAAGCCGAACUGGGUGAUCUAUGUAUGAUGGAAGUUUUUGAUGAAGCUGUGUCUAUUGAAAAGGCACUUUUAGAAGGAGAUACAGGUCCAGCAUUCUCUUGGUUGCAAGAAGCUAACUUCAAGUUGAAGAAAAACGAUUCGUAUUAUGAAUUUGAUCUUCGUGUAUUCGAGUUCUAUCUACUUGUCAAGCAAGGGAAACGAAUUGAAGCCAUCCAGCAUGCCAGAAAAUACAUGAAUUCAGUGAAACAAGCUGAUGAUUAUCGUGCCACAAAACUUGGUCAGGCGAUGAUUUUAUUGGCAAUGCGUACACCUGAAGAACUUCAGAAUAAGGCACAUCAGAAUAAGCUAACUGAGGAGUGGAUAGUUAAACGGACUCAUGAAGUACUUAUGGAAUUUUACGCUUACAAUAUUAACACCCCGUUUCAACUGGCUGUUAAUGCUGGAAUUACAGCAAUUAAAACUCAGUAUCCUUUUUUAUUCCAAAUAAACUAUCAGUUAUAUAAUUAUACAUUCAUACGUUACCUAUGUAGUAUUUUGCGAUGAACUCUUUACAAAAGUUAGAGCUAAUUGGCUUAUUUGUCAGCAAACCCGUUAUUCACAAGUAAAUACUUAGUCUAAAUGUUUUAGUUUAUUCUCCAUGGCAGAAAGGUGCCGACUGUAGUAACAUAUGUUCAUCUCUUAACAAUAGGUAAAUAACAUUAGUGCUUAUGAUGGUGGGUUACAGAUUCAAGUUCUAGUGAGACAACCAACAUUGGGAUGACCGUAUAUCUAGAUGGUAGAGGGCACAUCCUGGGUGCUCUUAUAAUUAUCCAAUAUACCACUAUUUGUUUGUCAAUUUAAUUUUGUCCAGUUAAACUGAGCAGCUCAGCUGUAACAUCUCUGACCAUGGCACCAGUUUGAAUCCCACAGAGAGCAUCAGUUUCUCGAAGAUAACAGGUAUUCCUUGUGGACGAGUACAGACAAGUGGGGAACCAAGAUCCAAACUUCCUUUCCGUUGCUUUUAAUUAUCUAACAUCAAAGUGUAUUCACCGAUCGCAAAAAUUUACAAACCUUUACCUCAAACACGUGUUGCUGAACGUAGUUGUCAUUAGACGUAAACAAUCCUUUUGAUGAUUGAACGCUGAUAGUCGUCUAACAUCCUCAACUCGGAGAGAUCAGGUCUUUCAAGGAUAGAGAGAAACUGCUCACUGACGCAUUGAUGACCCGACAUUUUUCAGUUAGACUAACGUCGUGUUGGCGCCAAAGAUGACUCAUUGACAGCACCCGCUCUGGUUUCCACGGUACAUAGAGUAAUCUUAUUACUCAUGCCACUACCAGCACUAACACAGAUACUCAGACUUUUCGAUUAACUCCAACUACUCGUCUUCAAGCGUGGUUGUAGACAUAGACUAUCCCUGUCUUGUGAAAUCACGUUGCAUUUAGAGGAUGCACAGUACAUCCCAUACCGGCGAGACUAUAAUUUAUGGACGAACCAAUCAGAUAUAAGAAUGACGAGUCGCGAAUUUUGGCGCGAAAUUCAUCUAUACAUUUAGCUAAAUAUAGUUUUGGCAUUAUAGCUUAUGUUUGUAUACAGAAGUCGAUGAACGUCUCAGGCACAUCCUUCUACAGACAAUCUCAGGGAACAGUCUAGUCCAACUAAUCAAGGCGACCCUGAUGUCAAGAAACACAUUGAUUAUUAUCGUGCAAUAAGUAUGGCAGAUCUCCAGAAGUUCCGUACGACCUUUUCCUCUUUAGACGAAUUAGUCUUCAUUGGCCUGGGUAAAGGAGAAAGUUUGACUAGUGUUGCUGGUUUGACAGACCAGCUGAACUGUCCCUCUAGGGCUUUUACCCGUCCUCCAAGACGUCACCAGAUGUUAUUGACUGGUGUCCCAUUAAAUUCAUAGAUUGUCUAACUCACACUAGGCCUCUUAUCUAAUAUAAUUAGUCUUUCCGUAUCAUUUAUAACUAAAUCAGGACGUCAUGCUUUCUAUAACCUUACAUCACUUCUUCUAGUUACUGUUACAACCCAAAUACUCAACAUCGAGACUGUGCUGUUUGUCAUCCAUUAAUCAACAUGUUGGCAGUGAAUUUACCAUUUGCUCGUCAUGAUCAUUCUAUAUUAACGUGUUACAAAACUGGUCUUCCUAUGAAUGAUGAAAAUCCCCCAAUGUCAUUACCAAAUGGUUAUGUUUACAGCCAAAAGGGUAUCGCUGAGUUAACACGUCCAGAUGGAACAAUAACAUGUCCUCGUUCAGGGAAAACAUUUGAAGCCUCAGAAGUUCAGAGAGUCUACAUAGUCUGAUUGCUUGACAGUUUUUCCGAUAUGCAUCCACCAUUACAUUGUUACCUUUUUUGUUCUUCAUUCAUAAUUUUCACUUCUCGCCAUCAGAAUAUCUUGUGGAUGAUCUUAUCUUUCAUCUUUUCGGUUGGUAAUUGUACAAAGUUCUUCCAUGUACACCGUCAAUAUUUACGACCGACAAAAUGAUUACUAUGAGUUGUAUACAUUAUAUUAACCUCAUUAAUAUGUAUUGUAAUUAUUGCAUACAACCUCAUACCAAAAAAUUUAAAUAAAGAUUGCCACUUCCUGAUUUUCGAGCAAAACUUAACAGUAAACAGUCUACUUGGAAAUUACGUCGAACAAGAUAAGGUAUCACAAUAACUAAUCGCAACUACGUUUUGAAAACUAAAAUCAUGUUAAGAUGGUCUUAUAACAUACUGAUGAUUAAGGCGAAUGAACUGCUAAUUUUUUAGUGGCAAAAACGCCUUAAUCUUAUAUGGAUAGAUUUCAGAGAGCAGGAUCAUUGACCAACCGACGGAGUAAAUACGAGAUUAAAAUUAUUUUCAUAUAGAAUAUAUUUAACCCAAAAUAGUGAUCUCAUCUAUAAAACCGUUACCGUACGCUAUCCAAGUCUAAGAGCAAUAAGCUCUUUCGCUUAACAAUAGGUGACAAAUGAAGGGGAAAUCAAUCUAAACCGAAUAACGAUGAAAAAUAAAGUUAUAAUGUUCGUUGUUACGACUAUCUGCAUAUGCUUAAAUGCAAGGCAAAGGGAGGGAUAAAUUAUGAAUUAAAAGACUAUCACUCUUCUUACACACAAUUCAUUAGAACACAUAAAUACUGGUACAAUGAGGAACCAGAUACAUAUGCGCCACACAAGUCUCACUUGAUUUGUAUGAGGGCUGUGAUACUACCCGGGUGCCCAAACGAAGCAAGCUGUUUUCUU